UUUGAGGGGGUUUCUAGUAGGGGGGGGGAAGCCAAAGGAGAUUCCCAAAGGUCUGACCUCCGCACACCCAUGAUGUACAAAGUAAAGUAAAGCAUUCGCAUCCGGUACAAAAAGAAACAGCAUGAAGCCCCUGAGAGAGAAGGGAAGCAACGGCUGAUGGUGUCCAUUUUGAAACAUGAAAAAAGCCAUAGUAAUGAGGGUUGAACUAGGGCAGUCUUUCCUCCUGCUUGUUAACCUGCAGGUAUUCUGGACGCAGAUUUCCAUUAGGCCCAGCAAACGUAAAAUAGGUAUAUAGGGGAGGCAGUGUGGUAUAGUUAGGUAUAUAGGGGAGACAGAGUGGUAUAGUGGUUAGAGCGCUGGGCCAGGACCCAGGAGAUCAGGGUUCAAAUUCUGACUGGGCGAUUGAAGUUCACUGGGCGACCUUGGGGCCACUCUGUCUGAGCCUGAUAAAAUGGGGAGGAUAAGUAUGUAUGUCGCCUUGAGCUCCUUGGACAAAAGGUGGGAUAUAAAUAAAGCCAAGGUCAGACACCUGAUCUAUCCAGUACUACUGACUGGUGCUCUAGGGUUUCAGACAGGACAUUCCCAGGAUUGAACCUGGAACUUGCCAGUGAGCUAUGGCACUUCCCCAAAGUGAUGUUGAGGGUUAUAGUCCAAUAACAUUUGGAGGGCAGCAGAUUGGGAAAGGCUGAAAUAGAAACUUAUAAAUGUUUUUGAGUGAAGAUUUCCUUCCAGCCACCAUGCAUUGUGGUUUCUCUUUCUCCUUUUUUUGCAUGCACAUGCUUGGUUGGUUGCUUCUUGGGUGCACCUGCUAGAAUGACAAGCAGGGCAGGUGUGCUGGUGCAAAUAUUAACCUUUUGUUCUCCAUACCUAAAUCACUGCUCACCUCUGUGGUCAACUUGUGUGGGGUCUUGGAGUGAAAAUAUAUUGGAUUAUUUCCUGAAUGCCAAACAAAUUAAAACAAGAGAUGGAGCUGAAAUCAUCUGGUACCAUAGAGCAAAUAAUAAGUUACAAAUGACAGAGGCGAUGCAGAGUCCAGCUCACAUGAUAGAGGCUGAUGUCCUUCUCUGUGAAGAAGAGGGAAGUGGUGAGCCCAUCAUGGCUCAUCCACCUGAAACCAGUAGUGAUAACACAUUAAAGGAAUGGCUGAAUGAAAUUAAAAACACUAGCAAGGGCAUCAAGCUUGAUUUUAAAAGCCUAGCAGCUGUUAAUCCAUCAAUGAAGCUUCUUGGAGACAUAAAACUCAGGCAACCGGUUUGGAUUAAUGCAGACAUUCUUCUUGGACCAAAUGGAAGUAAUUGUGUAGUAGAUGCAAAGGGGUUUCUAGACACUGUGAUAUCAUUUUUUCCAGAUGUAACUUUGUCAUUAGGAUGGACAACGGGGGGGAUUAAUCUAAAAUGCAAUAAAGGCUAUAGUUUAGCAAUGGUGCAAGAGAUGGCCAAGAUAUGUAGAGAUCUUACUCAGCCAAUAACAUUUCCUGUUCGAGCUGCUUUGGUUCGUCAGUCAAUAACAGAACUACUGUGGUUAUUACAGCAAUCAAACAGAUACACUCUGACAAUUUGGACAGGAAAACAUGAUGACUAUUCCGUAGAAGAUCUGCUCUUCAUCAGAGAUAGCUUUGAUAAAAGUAGAGUUUUUUAUGAUAUCUUAGAACCACAAAAGUCUGAAUUUAGAAAGGCCAUAGGAAUGCAAAUUGUGACAUAAAGAGAACAGACUGUGAUCAGAGUUCAUGUUUAUGGAAUGGGGCUUUUCCAUAUUCCGCUUCUCUUUGCAGUGCUCCUUGCUCACCCAAUCUGCUUCUGGGGGUUGGGAAUUCUUGGGAUGGUAUGGGAGUUGAGAGAGUUACACCUGAGCAUUAAAUAGAACUUUUACUAUGUCUUUCCAAAAGUAGUUGUACUCUAACUCCCAUAUUACCUGACCACUGGUCAUGCUUGCUGCGCUGAAGGGAAUUGGAAAUCAAACAAAAUAUUUGGAGGACCACAAGUUCCCCAUCUCUGACCUAAUCUAUGCAAAAAUGUUACCGUUCUGGAUACCAUAGUGCCACUAUCCCAUGGACACACGAAGGUGUAAUAUACUGGAAAUCCACUGACUGCUAUACUUCCCUUCAUGUUAACUCUCAUUGUAUAUAUGAUCCAUUGCCUAAAGUGGAACGCUAUAAUAUACCCAUGUAGGUUCUCACCCAUGGAAACACACCUGAAGGUCUUACAGCCAGCAUUGUUAAUUCUGCAAUACUCACCUAGUGCACUGAAAAGAGUGAUGGAGCAGGUAGAACUACUAUAGUGCAAGCCUAUUUCGUCAGAUUAAUAAAAUUAACUGAUGAAUAAAACUCUUACUCACCCCAUAAAAGCCCCUCUAAAGCAACAUAAGGUAGUCUAUUUGUCAUUCAGUUUAUCAAGCACAUGUGGGAAAUUAUUGCCUGGUCUCCCUCGCCCCCGAAAGAUACAUUUUUCUUCCUAACUUUGCUGUUGGCUGCUGUCAGGAAAGGGGAUAGUUACAGCAUUGACUAACAUUUAAGAAAGUGGAUCUGUUCAGUUAAACAGAGAAAUGAUUCCUACCUCUCAAAAAUAAUUAAGAUAUCCAGGAUUUUAGAGUAGCUAUGAUUGGGCAGUAGCAUUUCUUACUCAUAAAAGCAAAAGGUAUAUUUUUUUGACCUGAGUGCGGAAACAUUUUAAAAAUCACCCUGCGAGUGUCAAUGCAAGUCUAUCUGCAUUUGAAUCAAGAGUUGGCAUACUUAAUCUCUUACAUACUAGGCUGCAGCAUUUGAUAAACAUCAUACAGUGGUACCUUGGUUUGUGACCGCAAUCCGUUCCGUGGAGGCGGUCGCUCCCCGAAUUGGUCGUUCGCCGAAGGCACGCUUCUGCGCAUGUGCAGAGCACUUCUGCGCGCGCACACGCUGCGCAGAUCGCUUCUGCGCAUCCGAGCACCGUGGAACCCGGAUGUAAACACUUCCAGGUCCGUGGUGGUCGGAAACCGAAGUGGUCGCAAACAGAGGUGGUCGCAAACUGAGGUUUGACUUAGCAUUACAAUGAAACUACAACAAGUAUUUUUAUUCAUUCUAUUAUUUAUUUCAGAGUUUUUGUACCCAGCUCUUCCGACUGGAGCAAAGGGCAGUUUACAGCACAACAUACAGUAUAAACAGUACUAUAAUCUAAAAACAAAACAAAAUCAUACAUCCAUUAUAAAAACAGCAGCACUUAGCCUCAACUCCAACUAGCAGCAACAUCAUCUGGUUUUAGUUUGAUUCUGCUUCAAAUUAUGUUUCAUUGAAAGCAACUGCCACUUCAGUACAUACGGUAAUUCUUAAGUAUGUAUUCCCUUUUAGUCUUCAACGCUCAGGUUCCAUGCUUUUUAUAUUUUUACAGAAGGCAAAUUAACAUCCAUCCACUUAAAAUGCCAUAUUUUUUUCUUACCUGGAUGUUAAGCUUAUUGUGUUUUCUUCAUUAUCCAUCUAUUUGUAAUCACAGAGCCUUUGGUUACAGUUUGAGUAGAUUUAUUUCUGUACUUUCCAUAAACCUACUUUAUGUUAUCUCAAAGAGCUCCCAUACAAAGCUGGGCUGUUGUGCUUGGAAACUGAAGAAUGUUAUCCUUAUGGGUGCAUGUUAUUUGCUUUAUAUUACUAGCAUUUGUGUGCACUAGAAAAUACAUAAAUGAAACUGUAAUCGUUCUAAAAUGAUUUGAUGUUGCAGAAAUCUCUUUCCUCAGACUCAAUAAAACUGUUUUUGAAAUUA
Messenger RNA from Zootoca vivipara (common lizard), 3725 nucleotides. It is a transcript of the gene FAM151B, whose product is annotated as family with sequence similarity 151 member B. The record is from RefSeq and is a predicted model, not a curated record. NCBI's taxonomy places the organism in Eukaryota, Metazoa, Chordata, Lepidosauria, Squamata, Lacertidae.